Molecule: messenger RNA, 3064 nt
Organism: Cladophialophora immunda
Lineage: Eukaryota; Fungi; Ascomycota; Eurotiomycetes; Chaetothyriales; Herpotrichiellaceae
Exons: 5
Coding region: 111-3020 (969 amino acids)
Cellular component (GO): plasma membrane
Molecular function (GO): calcium-activated cation channel activity
Source: RefSeq, a predicted model, not a curated record
UUUACAUUCACGACCGACCUCGAAACUGCAAUGUUCUUGACUUCCCAGGCUCAGGCAUUGGUCUCCUGGAACCUUAACAGAGGCCGCAACAACUCCAAUGUGUGUCGACAAUGAAUACGACAGACCCGCGCGUGGGUUCGGCCCGUGACAACUCUACAAGCCCUGGAUUGUCUCGUGUGGUUUCUGGCUCCAACUCAUCUUCAACAAGCAACCUUGUUGCGACACUAGUGCCCGUCUUGAUUUGGGCAGCCCUGUGCGCCAUUAUCUUUGUAACUCUGCGACGCAAAUGUCCUCGAGUAUAUGCUCCGAGAGCAAUACUGAAGAGCCUGGAGCCGCACGAAAAGAGCCCGCCUCUUCCCAACGGGUGGUUCAACUGGUUUACCGAGUUCUAUCGGAUUCCUUCUGUGUUCGUGCUUAAUCACUCAUCUCUCGAUGGGUUUCUCUUUCUGCGCUUUCUUCGAGUGCUGGCUGUGAUAUGCCUGGUCGGCGUAAUCCUCCUUUGGCCUAUUCUCCUCCCAAUCCAUGCGACAGGUGGUGCAGGCAAUCAGGGGUUGGACUGCUUGACUCUGGGAAAUGUUGUAAACCACAAUCGACUGUACGCUCACACCCUAUUGUCAUGGGUCUAUUUCGCAUUCAUCCUAUAUAUGGUUUCACGAGAAUGUGUUUACUAUAUCAAUUUACGACAAGCGUAUCUCCUUUCACCAUUUUAUGCAAACCGCCUGUCCUCCCGGACAGUGCUAUACAUGAAUGUACCUCGACAAUUUCUGGAUGAACAGAGGCUUCGAUGGAUGCUCGGUAGCUCUGUCAAACAGAUAUGGAUCCCUCAAAGCACCAGCGAGCUUGAACGCCUUGUUAAGGAAAGGGAACAGACGGCUAUGCGCCUGGAAAAGGCCGAGUUCGAGCUCAUCAAGAUGGCCAAUGCCGCAAGGACGAAAGCACUCGAGAAAGCCGAGAGUGAGAGCACGGAAGAGCCAAGUAAGGACUCUCUGGAGACCGAGCCCCGUAGCGAGAAUGGGGAAACGCCGCGCUCGAGAUCUGGCACUGCGGAAGUCAUACAAGCAUCGGACAACCCACAGGACGCCCUUUACCCCUCGAAAGAGAUGCAAGAGCGGACUCUGCCGGAUGUCAAUGGAUCAGUUGCAUCACAAUGGAUUCCACACAGCUCGAGGCCGCACCACAGACCGAUUGCAAACUAUGGGCGCCGUGUGGAUACGAUCAAGUGGACCAGAAAUCAGAUCAGGAAGCUGAACAACCAAAUUGCCAAAGUUCGACGGGACCAACUAUUCAAGACUGAUGGCAUGCUGCCCUCCGUCUUUGUGGAAUUCGAGACACAUACCGAUGCACAGCACGCGUACCAGACUCUGACGCAUCAUCGCCCACUGCACAUGGCUCGGCGCUUUCUUGGUGUACGGCCGUUCGAAAUCCUAUGGGAGUCAUUGUCAAUGUCGUGGCUGGAAACAAUUGUGCGAAACUUCCUCAUCAAGGCUCUGAUCACCGCGAUGAUUAUAUUUUGGGCCAUCCCAUCCGCUCUUGUGGGCACCAUCUCUAAUAUUGACUAUCUGUCGGAGAAAGUCAGUUUCUUGGGUUGGAUCGCAGAUCUUCCGAGCGCCAUUAAGGGUAUCUUGAGUGGUGUCGUCCCGGCUCUGGCUCUGUCUUUGUUGAUGAGUAUCGUGCCGGGGAUCUUGAGAUACUGCGCGAAGCUUGGAGGAGUCCCAACUCUGACGAUGAUCGAGCUUUACACCCAGCAUGCCUACUUCGCCUUCCAAGUUGUUCAAGUCUUCUUGAUAACGACUCUGACAUCGGCGGCAUCCGCAGCCGUUACGAAACUGCUCGAAGAUCCCACAACAGCAAAGGAUCUGCUCUCACAGAAUCUGCCCAAGGCUUCCAACUUCUACCUCUCGUACUUUCUUUUGCAGAGUCUAGCGCUUGGAUCUGGGGCGCUUGUUCAAUUCGGCAAUUUGUUCCAGCUGUAUGUCUUUCAAAGGUACAUCAGCAGUCCUAGGAAGAUGUAUACGAGGUGGCACCGGCUACAGCGUAUUCAUUGGGGAGCAGUUUUCCCGGUCUACACCAAUCUUGGUGUCAUCACUCUCAGCUAUGCGCUGAUCGCACCAAUCAUCCUCGGAUUUGCCGCUGUCGGUCUUCUUUUCUUGCACAUUGUGUACCGAUACAACCUCAUCUACGUCUACGACUCGGAAGUCGAUACCCGAGGGCUUGUCUAUCCUCGCGCUCUCAUGCACCUGCUCUUGGGGCUCUAUUUCUCUGAGAUUUGUAUGAUUGGUUUGUUUUCUCUCAAAGGAGCCUACAUCCCAGUCGUGUUGACUGUGGCUCUACUCAUCCUCACGGGUUUGGUUCAUUCUUCGCUCCUUGAUGCACUUGGGCCUCUUUUGUGGAGUCUUCCAAAAAGUUUGACAGCUCAAGAAGAUCAGCACUUGUUGGGAACUCGCCCUGUGAACCCACGCAAUGCUGAAGAUCUGGAGCAUAUCGAGCAAUAUCAUUCCGACAAGGAGGAACAAGGGCCAGACUAUAGCAGCAGUAGGGCUCUAGAAGGCGCAAGUGGAGCUCUCAACGCUCUUGGAGGGGGCAUCAAAACAAUGUUCAGGAAGAAAGUCAAACAGGAGGCCCCCGAAGCCCACAUGAUAAUGGACGCUCUCACCGCAUUCUGGAUGCGAUGGAUCUCACCAAACCCAGCAGACAAAUCCAACUUCCUUCUCCGCUGGCUCCAUCCCGAGGUAUACUCCGACUAUACUCUGCUUCGUCGAAUGGUGCCAUCAGACUUGCCAGAUCCGGUGUAUCCGGAAGAGGUUGAGCGUGAUAUCUACUAUCCACCCUCGUUUUUUGCAAAACCACCGACUUUAUGGAUUCCCCGUGAUCCGGGCGGAAUCAGUCGACAAGAGGUGGAACACUGUGGCAAGGUGAUUCCAACCACAGAUGAAUAUGUACACAUAGAUGAGAACGGCAACGUGGUGAUCAAUCUGGAGGAGAGCCGACUCGUUUUCGACGUUAGUCGGCUGAGAUAUUGACAAUGAUAAUGACACGAUGAGAAUCCAAACAAAAUCCUGAUCAU